This is a messenger RNA of Coccidioides posadasii C735 delta SOWgp, 1290 nucleotides long. RefSeq lists its product as uncharacterized. Gene Ontology annotation, molecular function: ADP transmembrane transporter activity. Gene Ontology annotation, biological process: transport. Lineage: Eukaryota; Fungi; Ascomycota; Eurotiomycetes; Onygenales; Onygenaceae. The record is from RefSeq and is a predicted model, not a curated record. Gene Ontology annotation, cellular component: membrane.
AUGCAGGAUGUCCUGGGGCACCAUUUUAUUCGAAAUUUUCCCUCUUCAUAUACCGUCGCCCCGGUCACCCAGAGUACCACGGUGAAGGGUCCACCUCUACCAGAAUUGGGUCAAGUGACCGUGAGAGCGUUGUGUGCGGCUGUGUCUACUGCGGCGGUGUACCCUCUUCUCUUGGUAGCGACGAGGCUGAAGCUGCGGAAUGGUGAACCAAAGACUGAGGGUUGCUCGGCUCAUCAUAAAGAUGGUAGCCAGCGGCAAAGCGGGAAUUGCUGUGGUGAAAUUACUACAGUAGUGAAGGAGAUUUAUGGCGAGGGUGGUUUGAAGGCGUUCUAUGCUGGUGUCGAGGAAGCCACUGGUAAAGCAGGUGCCGAAGUAUUCCUUUUUUUCCUUGCCUAUAAAUUCUUUCGAUGGCGAUUGAAGGGUCGAGGAUUGGUAAACUCAUCGGGCCUACUCGCGGUGAGGUUGCUCCUUGGGAUUGUAUCGGAGACGAGUACCAAAUUGCUUACUGCGCCCAUCGAAACCAUUAUCACAAGGAGACAAGCCUGUGUGAAACCAACCAGGAUUCGCGACAUUGUUAUCAAGGUUUUCCGUGAGCAAGGUGCCGGAGGGCUGUGGGCUGGGUAUUCGGCGUCUUUGCUGUUGAUGGCCAAUCCCCUCAUCACUUUAUCGCUGAAUGAGAUACUCCUCCGUUGCCUGACAAGGAGAAAUAAUCAGAUUAUUACCCAUGUACUAUCCGCUACCCUGAGCCGGUUCAUUACCAUAUCCUUGACCUACCCAAUUUUAGUGGAUAAAGUACGCAGGCAAGCUGGUUAUCAAAAAUUUCCAGCCGCACAUUCAAAGGCUAUCGGAAGGGAAGACGACCUCUCGCCAGCAAGUUUACUUCGUAAUGUCGCCGCUCUCGCUAGACUCGAAACAAGUUCAACGGUAUACGCGGGAAUUACGGCUAGUAUCGUUCAAGAACUCGUCAGCCAUGGAAUCGCAGCAGCCACUGGUGCUACAAUCCAUGCCUGGACGAUUAGAACGUACUAUAUAUAUCUCCUCCUCUCAAGUCAAUACCAUUCGCUCCUCGACAAGGCCAAAAAGGAAAUAGAGAUCCUCGCAGAAGCAGCGAAAGAGGAAGCUAGACAUGCUGCGGAACAGGAGGUAGCGAGUGGAAAGGGAACAGCUGCUAUAUCAGGGACAGAUAUGUAUUCGAAUGAAACAGCAGACCUGGUAGGCGAUUAUGUGGAGGACGAAGCGGCGGAGUCGAGAAGUCUUUAUCACUGGUUUUGGGAUAGGGAUAAGAGAUGA